Molecule: messenger RNA, 513 nt
Organism: Schistosoma mattheei
Lineage: Eukaryota; Metazoa; Platyhelminthes; Trematoda; Strigeidida; Schistosomatidae
Source: the annotation of a GenBank genome assembly
AUGGUGUUUAUCGAAGAGUGCCUACGGUACUUGCUCGUAUUGAAAGGUUACGGAGUCAAGGAGUCUGACCAGAUGGUAAACCAGAUAUGGAUCUGUCCAAGCUCUAUACCAGGUAUAACUAUAUCUGAUACGAUUGAAACAGUUAAGAAACUUAGGGAAGUCGGUCUACAAGUAGCUAUAAAUAGUUCAGACAGCCGAAAAGCCUGCGACGAUUUCUUGUUAAACCUAAAAUUGCAUGACUACAUAGAUAUCAUAGUGUCGGCAGAAGAUGCCGGUUGUCACCCAAAACCUUUACCACACACUGUGCUUCAAAUCAUUGACAAAGUUGGAUGUAAACCUGAAGAAACAGUCAUUGUCGGUGAUACACCUGCAGACUUAAUCUCCGGUCGAUCGGCUAAGGUUGGCCUUACUGUUGGACUGUUAUCUGGAUUUUCAUCGGCAACCGAUCUAAUCUCCUAUUCAGACCUAAUUUUGCCAAACUUAUCUCAUCUCCCUAAUAUAUUCAUUGAUUAA